This is a messenger RNA of Elgaria multicarinata webbii, 846 nucleotides long. RefSeq names its product ovo like zinc finger 3 (gene OVOL3). NCBI's taxonomy places the organism in Eukaryota, Metazoa, Chordata, Lepidosauria, Squamata, Anguidae. Gene Ontology annotation, cellular component: nucleus. Gene Ontology annotation, molecular function: DNA-binding transcription factor activity, RNA polymerase II-specific; RNA polymerase II cis-regulatory region sequence-specific DNA binding. Gene Ontology annotation, biological process: epidermal cell differentiation; regulation of transcription by RNA polymerase II. The record is from RefSeq and is a predicted model, not a curated record. The transcript is spliced from 5 exons. Bases 1 to 846 code for a protein of 281 amino acids.
AUGCCUAAAUCUUUCCUGGUGAAACGACGCAGCUCAAGAUCCCAAAACUGGGGGGAGAUCUCUGACCAGCUCCGAGGGGAUUUGUACAUCCCAGAUCCCAGGAUUCUUGGACGGAGCAGCGUGAGCGUGUGGGGAAGGACACCCAGAGGAGACCCUCAAGGCCUCACCUGGAGCCCAUUUCGCUCACCACCGAGGGCAGUGGGGAACGGUCUUCAGAGCACCAAGCUGCAUCACGCUCUUAUCUCCAAGUUCCCAAUGGCCCUCACCCCAGCUCUUAUCUCCAACUUGCCAAAUGCCCGCACCCCCGUUCUUAACUCCAAGACUCCUGCUGGCCAAGCCCUGCCCGCUGAAGGAACCCAAGGUGGCUCCGGCAGGCGUCCUCCCGAGCAGGCAGAGUUCCAGUGCAACGUGUGCAGCAAGCGCUUCCUGUUGCAGCGCAUGUUGAGCCGGCACCUCAAGUGCCACAGCGCCGUCAAGAAGCACAUGUGCAAGUACUGCACCAAGGGCUUCAACGACACCUUUGACCUCAAGAGGCACCUGAGGACGCACACAGGCAUCCGCCCAUACUGCUGCUGCGUCUGUGACAAAGCCUUCACCCAGCGCUGCUCCCUGGAGUCCCACCUCAAGAAAAUCCACGGCGUCCAGCAGCACUAUGCCUACCGCGAGCGCCGCUCCAAGCUCUUCGUGUGCGAGGACUGCGGCUUCACCUGCAGCGGCAGCGACGAGUACUACAGCCACGUGCGCCAGCUCCAUCCCACCAACGGCCUCCUCGGGAAGGACUUUCAGAAGCUGGGGCCGGCUGACUUCCACAGCCGGCUCACCGUUCUCUACCCUCCUGCCUACUGA